Messenger RNA from Fundulus heteroclitus (mummichog), 3534 nucleotides. It is a transcript of the gene tbx2b, whose product is annotated as T-box transcription factor 2b. NCBI's taxonomy places the organism in Eukaryota, Metazoa, Chordata, Actinopteri, Cyprinodontiformes, Fundulidae. Bases 577 to 2637 code for a protein of 686 amino acids. The transcript has 8 exons. The record is from RefSeq and is a predicted model, not a curated record. Gene Ontology annotation, molecular function: RNA polymerase II cis-regulatory region sequence-specific DNA binding; DNA-binding transcription factor activity, RNA polymerase II-specific. Gene Ontology annotation, biological process: cell fate specification; regulation of transcription by RNA polymerase II; positive regulation of DNA-templated transcription. Gene Ontology annotation, cellular component: nucleus.
GACAUGGAGCGCGGCUGCAGCGCGCAGUCUGUCCGGAAUGCUCAGCAGAUAGCUGCGAGUCGAGGAUUUCCUGUUCUCAAACCGGGACUGUGAAGCAGCAGAGCUGCUCCCCUGAAUAAAGAGUCUGGCCGGAGCUGUCAGAACCACGCCUAUAGGGGCCCGCAAUUGGUCCAGAAAGCGUAAAAUCAGCAAUCAAAGGGGCUUGGUUCAUUAGUGCUGGGGAUGGAGGCAGGAAGGACAUGUGAGAUAGUAACAGAUCAGCAGUGAACAGGGCCACAUCUCUCCAGUCAGGGUGGAAUGACUCAAGCAGAGGAGACAUAGCGCAGCCGGGCGCAGCCGACACUGAGGGACGAAGCCGAGGCACCGCAGGAAAAACUAGACGUCAGCGGCAACUCUGGGCUGGUUUCUUCUACCCGACAACACGCCGAGUGUUUUUGGCCAGAGGCUGCUGCCGUCUGCGCCGCUUCACACACAUUCUCUGCCAUCGACGCGCAGAGCUCCGCGGGCUCCGGAUCGGGGCGGAGAUAGCACCAAAACAUCCAUCGUCGUUUCACUUCGCUUUUUGUGGAUGCACCGAUGAGAGAUCCAGUUUUUACAGGGACUGCAAUGGCUUAUCACCCUUUCCACCCACACCGGCCGACCGACUUCCCCAUGUCCGCCUUCCUAGCGGCCGCGCAGCCUUCCUUCUUCCCGGCGCUCAGCCUUCCUCCCGGGGCGCUCACCAAGCCCAUCCCUGAGCACGGCCUGGCCGGGGCGGCGGAGGCUGGGCUCCACCCGGCCCUCAGCCACCAUCAGGCGGCUCAUCUGCGCAGCAUGAAGAGCCUGGAGCCCGAGGAGGAAGUGGACGACGACCCCAAAGUGACGCUGGAAGCCAAGGAUCUUUGGGACCAGUUUCAUAAACUCGGGACGGAGAUGGUUAUUACCAAGUCCGGAAGGAGGAUGUUUCCCCCCUUCAAGGUGCGAAUAAACGGCCUGGAUAAAAAAGCCAAAUACAUCCUGCUGAUGGACAUCGUGGCGGCGGACGACUGCCGCUACAAGUUCCACAACUCCCGCUGGAUGGUGGCGGGCAAGGCCGACCCGGAGAUGCCCAAGAGGAUGUACAUCCACCCGGACAGCCCGGCCACCGGCGAGCAGUGGAUGGCCAAGCCUGUUGCCUUCCACAAACUCAAGCUGACCAACAACAUCUCGGACAAGCACGGAUUUGUCCAGACCAUCCUGAACUCCAUGCACAAGUACCAGCCCCGGUUCCACAUAGUGCGGGCCAACGACAUCCUGAAGCUGCCCUACAGCACCUUUAGAACCUACGUGUUCCCGGAGACCGAGUUCGUGGCGGUGACAGCCUACCAGAACGACAAGAUAACGCAGCUGAAAAUUGACAACAACCCUUUCGCCAAAGGAUUCAGGGACACGGGCAACGGCAGGAGGGAGAAAAGGAAACAGCUGACUAUGCCUUCGCUGCGGAUGUAUGAGGACCAGUGCAAAGCGGACCGGGAGGGCGCUGAUUCGGACGCCUCCUCCAGUGAGCCUCAGGGCGGCCGGGACCCGGUCCACUCCCCGCUGGGCGCCAGCACCAGCCCGCUAAGGUUCAGCAGGCCCAGCCGAGAUGAGAAAGCGUGCACAGACAGUGAGCAGGAGCUGGAGCAGCACGACGAGCGCUGCACAGCCUCCAACAGCCCAGGGCCCGAACCCGUGUCCCCCUACAGCUCCAGGUGUGAGGAGCGUGUAAGGGAACGGCCCAGUGCUGAAAAGAAGGAUGAAUCCCCGUUCAGCAUAAGGAAUCUAGAAAAGGACAAAGCAGAGAGCAGGCACAGGAAGGACACCACAGAGGUGUUGACAAAGGACUCUGAGGCUGGAGGCAACAGUGCCAGUAAAGACACCUUCUCCCCUCUAGUGGUCCAAACUGAGAGCCCCUCGCACUUCAGCCCAGGUCACUUACAAAGCCUGGCUCUGUCUGGGCUUCACAGUCAGCAGUUCUUUAACCCCCUGAACACCGGAUCGCCGCUUUUGUUUCAUCCCGGCCAGUUUGCCAUGGCCCCUGGAGCCUUUUCUGCUAUGGGAAUGGGCCAUCUACUGGCCUCUGUCUCUGGAGCAAGUGGUUUGGAAAACGGCAGCCUCUCCGCCCAAGGCACCGGAGGAACCCCCAACCCCUUCCCUUUCCAUCUGUCUCAGCACAUGCUUGCCUCUCAGGGCAUCCCCAUGCCUCCUUUUGGAGGUCUUUUCCCGUAUCCAUACACCUACAUGGCAGCUGCAGCGGCGGCGGCUUCAGCCUCGGCGCUCCCGGCCACCAGCACCUCCAACCCGCUCUCUAGGAAUCCCUUCCUGGGCUCAUCCCGUCCCCGCCUACGCUUCAAUCCCUACCAGCUCCCCGUGUCACUGCCGCAGAGCUCCAGCUUGCUCACCACCGGCCUGCCCAGCAGCCUCAGCCUGGGCUCAGAGUCCUCAAAACCCGGCAGCAGGGAGUCCAGCCCGGUCCCUGAUCACCACAGCAACCAUAAGACUGGAGGAUCGGGUGGAAGGGUGGUCUCCCCCAAAUCCUCCAUGAAGGACUCUGUAAAUGAGCUGCAGAGCAUCCAGAGACUGGUCAGUGGUCUGGAGGGGCAAAGGGAGCCCUCUUCUAAUGCAGACUCUCCCAAGUGAUGAGGACUUUGUGUCUGGGAUAAAGACUUGUCCUGAAUACCAGAGAACUUUGGGUGCAUACGUCCUGUACAGCACAUCACAGAGACUGACAUGAGGGUUGGACAGAGGCGAAUCAAUGAAGACUAAUUACAAAAAUAUUUUCAGAACAAAGCUGCGGGUACACAAAAAAUAUAGUCUAUGUCAUUAUAAUAAAUCGUUUUUUUUUUUUUUUUAUUCACAAGUGUUGAAGGUUUCCUAUCGAGCUGACUGGAUUACAGGGGGAAUAUCUGUAAGACAUUUUCACCACAGCCGCCACAGAGUCCUGCUGCUUGACAGGCUCUCCCCAGCCCCACCAGGUACAUCAUGAUGCUUUUCUUCAUCUGUUAAAAUAAACUCAAAAUAAUGGAGAAAAAAAAAACUCUAAUUAAAUACCAAAAGAAUGUGGAGACGAUAGAAUUCUGACAAUUAAAUGUCUAAUGAAAAGUUAACCACUUCAGUUCAAGGAUGUGAAACAGAGUAGCUGUGCUGGUGUUAGGGAUGAACCACAGAGGCCCUGGAGGGGCCCACGUAUGGCAGGAACCUGUCUGAACCUGCAGCUGCACACACCUAUGCUGCAUUUAAAGCUUUCCGCAUCCAACUUUAUUUUUCUUUUUUUUUUUUUUUUUUUUUUUUGCAAAACCGAGCCUUGAACGAGAGCCUAUUAAUGGCAGGUCUGCUUAUUUCACAAAAAGGGAUGGAAGGUAAAAGUUCCGUCUGAUAGUGACGGUCCGCUCCCCGCUGGGCGCCAGCACCAGCCCCAUGAGGUUCAGCAGGCCCAGCUGAGGUGGCAAAUAUUAGCCUACGAUUUCAUGCCAGAAAUAUUCUUUCUGAACUAUUUAUGUAAUUAAAAUUUUCUGUAAAUAAAGCUAACAACAAGAA